AUGCCCACUCCUCCUCGUCUUACACGUGGAGAAGCUGCAGCCCUGAAUGAAGAGGGCCCAGCCCUUCUCCCAGAAAAUAAGGGUGAGGAGCUACAGAAGGGUGGAGUGGAACCAAUUACUACAAACGUAAAGGAUGGGACUCCGGGGACUUGGAAGGGCUUGGGCAAACUGAGGCAGGAACAGAGACACAGAAAGAGGAAAUGGGCUGUCAGCCUAGCCCCCUGCCCACCACACCCCCACUUGAUUGGACCGGAUGUCUCCCAGCAUCAGGGCCCCCAUCAGGAUGAGCAUGGCUGGCCCCCUGUGAACACCACCACUCGGCCUUGGCGAUCUGCUCCUCCGUCCCCUCCUCCUCCAGGGACCCGCCACACAGCCCUGGGGCCCUGCUCGGCCUCCCUGCUCUCCCUGCAGACUGAGCUCCUUCUGGAUUUGGUGGCUGAGGCCCAGUCCCGCCGCCUAGAGGAGCAAAGAGCCACCUUCCACAUCCCCCAGAACCCCCCAAGCAUAGCCCCAGCCCCACUUCGGCCUCUUGAGGACAGAGAACAGCUCUACAGCACUAUCCUCAGUCACCAGUGCCAGCGGAUGGAAGCCCAGCGGUCAGAGCCUCCCCUACCCCCAGGGGGACAGGAGCUCCUGGAGUUGCUGCUGAGAGUUCAGGGUGGAGGUCGAAUGGAGGAGCAAAGGUCCCGGCCCCCCACACAUACCUGCUGAGACGUGAGCCCCUCCACCAGCCCCUCCACACUCCUGGGGCUCAAACCUGGGCAGCAUGCCCUCAACCCCUGCUUGGCAGGGGCACCAGAGACUGGAAGACCCAGGAGAAAUCUCAAUAUCCAUCAUCUUCAUCCACCUUCCCGAGGAACAGAGGAGGUGAAAGUCCUGGGAAUAGGGUAGGAUGGUCAUUUAACUCCCUCCCCCAGUACAUGGGAGCUUGAAGCAGUGAGAAGAUCCCAGCCACUGGGGAACACCCCACCCCCUCCCCUGAUCCCAAGGAGUGGCUGGAAGUCUUGGUCCUGAGCUGUGGGGAUACCCCCAGUAGUCUAGCCACUAGGCAGGAUCUGAGGGCUCAGGCCUCCAUCUCCCAAGAGAAGGCAAAUCUCCCAAAGUUAGGACCUGAGAGACAGUUCCACCCUCCUUCCCAGUAAUAAGAAAGGGAGAGAGGG
Messenger RNA from Panthera uncia (snow leopard), 1160 nucleotides. It is a transcript of the gene GPSM3, whose product is annotated as G protein signaling modulator 3. Gene Ontology annotation, molecular function: protein binding; GTPase regulator activity. The record is from RefSeq and is a predicted model, not a curated record. Gene Ontology annotation, biological process: regulation of inflammatory response. NCBI's taxonomy places the organism in Eukaryota, Metazoa, Chordata, Mammalia, Carnivora, Felidae. The transcript has 4 exons. The coding region runs from base 1 to 711 and encodes 236 amino acids.